This is a messenger RNA of Culex pipiens pallens (northern house mosquito), 259 nucleotides long. RefSeq lists its product as uncharacterized. Lineage: Eukaryota; Metazoa; Arthropoda; Insecta; Diptera; Culicidae. The transcript is spliced from 2 exons. Bases 95 to 259 code for a protein of 54 amino acids. The record is from RefSeq and is a predicted model, not a curated record.
CGGCUCGCAUCGGUUGUCGUUUGUGCUGCACAAAAUUUUCGGCACCGUGCUGGUCAUCGAGGAGUGGUCAUCUUCGUUGAGUCUUCAGGCAAGGAUGAGCGUCCUGUGUCGGUUCGCGUUGAGAAAUGUCAAUGGCAUCAUCUGUACGGACACUUUGGGUUGCAGUAUUGACGACAUCGACGUGGUAAUCUCGUACGAAAUCGACCGGAUCGGGCGAACGAGUCGUGCCGGAAACCGGGUACCUUCAUCACGAUGCUGA